GACUCAUACCUGACUAUUGAAUUCUUAGUAUCUAUUUAAGGCUCGAGGGAGUAUUCGUAAAAUUGCUAAAAGGCUUUUAAUAUUGUUUAUCUAAUUUACAAAAUAUGUCAUACCAACAAAGUGGAAUGCCAGAUCAAACGUUUCUUUGGGACGUAUUUCAAAGGGUUGAUAAAGACAGAAGCGGGCAUAUAUCGGCAGAUGAGCUACAAGUGGCCCUUUCUAAUGGCACGUGGUCUGCUUUCAACCCGGAAACAGUCCGACUUAUGAUUGGGAUGUUUGAUCGGGAAAAUAGAGGAACUGUGUCAUUUCAGGAUUUUGGAGCGCUGUGGAAAUAUGUAACUGAUUGGCAAAAUUGUUUUCGUUCGUUUGAUCGUGAUAAUUCUGGAAACAUUGAUAAGCAAGAACUUAAAACCGCACUGACUUCUUUUGGUUAUCGUUUGUCUGACCAUCUCAUUGAAAUUUUACUUCGGAAAUUCGACCGGUUUGGCCGGGGAACUAUUCUUUUCGACGAUUUUAUUCAAUGUUGUAUUGUCCUCUAUACGUUAACUACAGCCUUCCGGCAACAUGAUACCGACAUGGAUGGUGUCAUCACAAUCCACUAUGAACAGUUUUUAAGCAUGGUUUUCUCACUUAAAAUAUAAUAAUGUUUUGAGCAAAUUUAUAACACAAACAAUAUCUUUAAUAUAUGUAUAUAAAUGUAAAUAAUGAAAGUGACUCAAUCUUUUUGUGAACAUGAAAUCCUACCCUCGAUAUAAAUCUUAAGCUUAUGUAUACUUUAAAUAUUUAAAA
Drosophila virilis is the source of this 789-nucleotide messenger RNA. RefSeq names its product Apoptosis-linked gene-2 (gene Alg-2). Gene Ontology annotation, molecular function: calcium ion binding. NCBI's taxonomy places the organism in Eukaryota, Metazoa, Arthropoda, Insecta, Diptera, Drosophilidae. The record is from RefSeq and is a predicted model, not a curated record.